CACAGAAGGUACAGACAGCUCUGCAUCGGUUAGUGUUUGAAUAUUUCGAAGAUCUCGAGGCAGCUUCGGGCACCGACACAAGUGCUAAAACUCUUUGCAACAGCGUCAAAGAUUUUAUUUCACGACUUCGUGUCGCAACGGCGACGAGUAGAAACUACAGUGCGACCAUCGAAAGAUAUCGAGAAACGAAAGAAUGUCCGAUAAGUCAGGGACCAAAACCACGACCGGAGACGAUGCGUGCCGGGCGUUGCAGCGUCGACCUGACCGUGUGCAAAUGGAGUACAUCGGCAUGGACAUCGUGCGAUUCGAGAAAACGCAAGAACGCCGAUCUUUUUGUUUUCUCACAGAAGAAUGCUGCAUCGUGCCGCAGAAUGUUCGGGGCGUCAAGGUACCCACCGUGGGAUAGAUUUGAUGUUCUGCGCAGGAUUAUUUUGUCCACGACCACGCCGAAUCCGAAAGCAAAUCUAGUCUAUGUUGUUCCCUAUUGCAGAUGAGGUGUGGAUGUGGACGACCAAGGUUGUAUAUCUUAACAUAUUCAUGCGCUUUCAGUUUUACUUCUUUCACGUGCUCAGGUGUCCGUCACCGAAGCCGACGGCAAAACGCGGACCCACUUCACUCUGCACGGCCGCCGGAGUCCCUGUUUAUCAAAUGUAAAAAUGUCUGGGUCUGUCUGGAAGAAGUCAACUUGUGAUGCUGCAUUUGGAUUCCAGAAGAAUCUGUAUUGCAUGAGUACCAAAAGGAAUCCAAUUUUUGCUACGCGGAGAGGGCAUUUGUCAUGCGGAAUAGGCAUCAAGAAGCUCUCAAAGCAUCUGUGAUGCUAGGGCAUGCAUCACCAACAUCAGGGCUCAUGCAAAACGUGCAUGACAAGUGUCACAAUCUUCCAGACCCAGACAUUUUUACAGCAUGUUUAAUCUCUCUCUACAUAGUGCAUUCACGUAGUUCUCUUUUAUUUUCUUUCUUCAAAAAGUUCAAGUCGUUCUCUUCCCCGUGCUGUACCAAGGUCUUGUUUCCAGACAAAACACCAGACAUUUUUACAGUUGAUACUGUUUGGAAUUGACUGACUUUCUCUACAUCGGAAAGGGUGCAGAGUUCACGAUACAAGUGGACCACCAACAGCAUCAUCUGCACACAACCACAAAAAUUGGUACUACCGAGAAUGGGCCGAGGGCAAACGCAAAACUGCCGACCGCGAUGAAUGCAGAGACCCCAACAGUCUGCAUCUGCCGUGCGUUUUGCGACAAAGUGCUGCCGGCGAAAUACGGACCGGUGUCGGGGAUUUCGAUCGAGCUGCGGGGAAGGGGACAAGCUUCCCGACAAGUCAACAACUUCAUGUCCCCGAUGACCUGGAAGCACGCGGACAAGCUGUGUUGCGUCGAGGUACAAGUUAAGGUAGUACUUCUCAGAGGCUGCUGUGUAGUUGUAGGGCGAAGUUGCGACGAGGAUUUUUUGUUGCUUUCCUUCAUGAUUUGUAAAGUAAAGCGACAAGUAGAACUCCAGAAGUUUAACAAUAGGACAAAAAUUUCUUUUCAAAUCACCUAAAUCCAGAAUUAUACUGUAUGUAUCGAUCUCCUACUCCUAUAUUUGCUUUAUUCCCAGCUGAUUACCCCGGAUGGUAACUGGUCUUCGUACCCGCCGCACAAGCACGACGAAACCGGAGAUGGGGCGAUCAACGAGGAGAUCUACUUUUUUCAGAUCGAGAAAGUGCCGGAUAUGGUCGCGGUGGCCACGGAUCUUCAUGCGGACCCUUUUAUUUCAUCUUCAUCAUCCACUUCACAACAAAGUUCUUAUACCGAAGAAUAUUGAGAGGAAAAAUCCCCCCUCCCCAUAUCGAAAAGGUAUGUUUCCGAAAAUUUGUGUUGCUGAUUUGAGGUCACAAAUCACAUCUGUCUUGCAAGAAGACAAGGGCAGAAGCUUCCGCCCCAUUGUGGAAGCGAUUUGUCAUGCUGUUGGGCCUAAAGGUCAGCCGUUUGCCAUGCUGAGCAACUAGGCCCAUACGCCCCUACCUAGCCUGGGGAUCUGGCCGCAAUGCCUCUCUGCAAUACAAAGCUGAUUUGUGUACACAAAUCCAGCAUCAGAAAUUCCGUUUUGAUAUGGGGAGGGGGGAUUUAUUUUUCCUUUCGAUAAAGAACCGAAGGGUUCCCCGUACGCGUUUCACCGGACCUUCACGAGCGACGGAACGGUUAGCGACACGGUGCUAUCCUGUGUAAAAAUGUCCCCACUCUAUAGUCAAGAUGGGAAAUGAUCUGCUAGACAAAGCAAGCGGCUCUAGUUGUUUCGCGUGACAAGUUUGGCCUCGUAGUGUAAUAAAUCCUGUUGAGCUAGCUCCAGCAGCAUCACAGCGCUAGCAUAUCGCGCGGAUUCGAGCGUCACAAAUUUCAAAACAUCGCUAGAAAAUGGAAAUGCUUGCCAUGGAGCUCCGUAUGGGAGACAUUUCUUACCAUGCAUAUUUGUACGACAAGAAACUAUGGGGUGGGGACGUUUUUACAUAGGAGAGGUGACGGUGUUUCCGCAGGACGUGUACCUCGUCCCGAAGGGGUACCACGGCCCCUGUGUCACGCCGCCGGGCUACAAUUUGUACUACCUUAACGUGCUUUCCGGCCCCAACCCCGAACGCACCAUGCAGUUUUGCUGGCACGUGGAGCAGCAGUGGCUCGUGCAAAACCAGUGGCGCAACUUGGCGGGCGACCGGCGACUGCCGCUCUGUGCGAACGACGUCUGUCCCGAAUUACAUCGGGAGGUCGCGGUUUUCGCCCGUGGCGAGGCGGAGACAGGGGGCAUCGAAGCUUUGAAAGAACAAAACUGCUCUACUUCCGCAAUAGACGGAGCAAGAAAUGGGAGCUCUUCGUUCAAGAUUGUCGAUUACACAGCUGCAUCCUCACUGCUUGUUGAUCCGAGUAAAGGCCAUGCCUCAAACAGCGCCUCACGAUCCUCGUUGGCGACUAGGAGUAGCAGCACAUUGCCAGCGGGAGAGACGGAGCAAGUGGACACUGGGAGAUCAGUAUCCCCAAUCCUCGCGUCGUUGGAGAAUAAAGCCGCAAGUGUGAUCGUGUUGUUUGACGAUUUGAUGCCUGUGGUCCGCGAACUACAACAACCUCCAGAAGAGGAAAGACAAACUGUUUUAUCCCGCUCGCUGGCGCUGCUCGCAGCGGAUUUUGGGAAGCGGUCCAUCGAGCUGGCGGAUAGAAAAAUACCGGUUAUCGGGGUGUGGGAGGCUGAGUCGAUGUUGACGCCGACGGGGGGCGGGAGCAAUACUAGCAGUCUGCCGGUCGCAUCUUCAACAUCCAGGUCGUUGUUGUUCACUCCUGGCGAGCAAAUACCUACAAGCGCGCCGACGUUUCGCCUCGCGCUCGCAACUCUUGACCGCUUGUGGAUUCUCCUCGGUACUACUAGUAGUAGUGCAGGAACCACGAUGACGAUAGAAAGCGCGAGCGAGGAGCAAAUUCUGGUGGAGAAAGUCGUGGAGCAGCUGCUUGCACUGCUUGGAACAGCAAAUGCGUCGAACUGCACCAGUACAACUUCUAGCAACUCCAGCUGCAAGAAAAGCGCGAGAAGUAGUAGUCGUGGCUUUCCGCAAUUGGGUCAACACCAGCGCGUGCUCGUUUUCACGCCUUACCGAGUGCUGGACUUCUCCAAAUUCGCGCAACGGGAAGUCCGUAUUGCACCAAUUUCGUCCUCUGCUGCAGGAGGUGUUGAAACUGUAACAACAUCGACAAAUCGAGAUUUCGUAGGAACGAGUACUGCCGCAAGCGUCUGGACAUCGCCGCUGAGUUUCCACCUUGCGGAACUCUCUGGCUGCGACUUGGAAGCCUGGGCAGCUGCCAGGACGAGCAGGGGACAGAGUAAGAACUCGGGGACGAUUACAAAAAACCAUGUAGAAAAUGAACAACCAACGACGACCUUCGGAAGUAGCGCAGGGAAUAAAAUAAACUCCACAGCACAACAAGCGUUGUCUCGAUUGUGAUUCGGAAGAUUCGGAAUAGUUAAAUACGAACGCGAGGGGUUCAACAUUUGCUAGCGCGUGCGGUGGCUGUCCUCAUUGCCCAGCUCUUGACGAAAGUACGUGAAAUGUGUAUCAAAAUUAGACCGUUGUACGUAUGAUCACUACUUCAACAUCGAGUAUUAAGUGGUCACUGCGACAACUUGACUGCAUGGCUAUGUGUAAGAAAGAGGUGCGGACGUUAAAUACAGUCGCAUUUAUUUUCAAAACUACGUAGAAAAAUUAACGCUAAUCAUAUUUUUCUAUGAGCAUGUGCAUAUAGUAUGGUGGUAUCCUGUUCUUGAAUGCGAUCUUUUGUAGUUUCCCGACGAGAAGCAUUUCUCUUCGUUCUGUAUAAUGAUUAAACUGUACCCGAAAUGCUUGUUUCCAAGUAAGUACCGUAAAAAAAGGUGACAUUGCGCUUCGGCCUACGCCAAGCUGCAAGCAAGAUUUUGAUUGUGCUGCACCUGGCAGGGACACUAAAGUGCAAAACCCGCCUGAAUGAUGGUAUAGAAAUUCAGUUAUUCUGGCAAAUUGCCCUGUUGUUCUUCUCC
Messenger RNA from Amoebophrya sp. A120, 4530 nucleotides. Lineage: Eukaryota; Dinophyceae; Syndiniales; Amoebophryaceae. The record is from the annotation of a GenBank genome assembly.